Molecule: messenger RNA, 243 nt
Organism: Schistosoma margrebowiei
Lineage: Eukaryota; Metazoa; Platyhelminthes; Trematoda; Strigeidida; Schistosomatidae
Source: the annotation of a GenBank genome assembly
AUGGGUACCUUUUUCUCCAAACGUCAAAGUGUAGAAUUUACCUUGAUCCCGUCAGAAGAAAUAAGCGGCCCAUUGGGCCUAGGUGACCCUGAAAGUAAAGAAAUCACGAAGGUUGAAGAGGAGAGCAUUAUACCGGCGCUUAUGCAAGACAGAUUGAGAACGAAACAAUGCGCGGAGCUUUGGGAUGCAAUGUACAUUUGCAAGACGGACUUUCAUAAGGCUUUGGAGUGCAACAAAAGAUAG